UUUUGUUCAUUUAUUUGAAUACCCUUCUCUGUCGUCUCUGCAAAUCAGUUUUCUUCUCCUCUCAUCUCAGUUCUCACCCACCUCCGUGUCCGCUGGUUUUCGCCGGAUCUGACCCGUGUCCCGUGUCGGAUCGUGUCGGCACAGGUACUGCACCCCAAAUUGCAAGUCCGGGAUCUGGAAUUACAAUGUCUUCAUCAUAUCUUCCAGCAACCACCGAUUCAAUUGCUCGGGCCCUAGAAGCCAAAACACCAUCUGAAGCCAUCUCAAUCCUCUAUCGUGUAUUACAAAAUCCUUCAUCUGCUCCUGAUGCUGUGCGGAUUAAAGAGCAGGCCAUAACAAAUCUGUCUGAUCUUCUCAGACAAGAGAACCGAGCAGAGGAGCUCAAAAGUCUUCUGGCCCAAUUGAGGCCCUUUUUUGCGUUGAUUCCAAAGGCAAAAACUGCCAAAAUUGUUCGUGGUAUAAUUGAUGAUGUAGCGAAAAUACCUGGAACAUCAGAUCUCCAGAUUUCUCUUUGCAAAGAAGUGGUGCAGUGGACUCGUGCCGAGAAGCGAACUUUCCUACGCCAACGAGUUGAAGCUAAACUUGCAGGCCUUUUGAUGGAGAACAAGGAGUACUCGGAAGCACUUAAUCUCCUUUCUGGCCUAAUUAAGGAGGUGAGAAGGUUGGAUGACAAGCUGCUUCUUGUGGACAUAGACUUGUUGGAGAGUAAGCUUCAUUUCUCUCUCCGAAACCUUCCAAAAGCCAAGGCAUCUUUAACAGCUGCAAGAACAGCAGCAAAUGCGAUUUAUGUCCCACCAGCUCAACAGGGUAAUAUAGAUUUGCAGAGUGGAAUCCUCCAUGCAGAGGAGAAAGACUAUAAAACUGCUUAUAGUUAUUUCUUCGAAGCAUUUGAAGCUUUCAAUGCUCUUGAAGAUCCUCGAGCUGUCUUUAGCCUCAAGUAUAUGCUGUUGUGCAAAAUAAUGGUGAGCCAGGCUGAUGAUGUUGCUGGUAUAAUAUCAUCAAAAGCUGGGCUUCAAUACGUGGGGCCUGAACUUGAUGCCAUGAAAGCUGUCGCUGAUGCCCAUGCAAAACGUUCCCUGAAGCUUUUCGAGAUUGCUCUUUGUGAUUUCAAGGCUCAACUAGAGGAAGAUCCUAUUGUCCACAGGCACCUUUCUUCCCUCUAUGACACUCUACUGGAGCAGAAUCUCUGCAGAUUGAUUGAGCCAUUCUCAAGGGUUGAGAUCGCUCAUAUUGCCGAACUCAUUGAACUGCCUGUAGACCAUGUGGAGAAGAAACUUUCUCAGAUGAUUUUAGAUAAGAAGUUUGCAGGGACUCUGGAUCAGGGUGCCGGAUGUCUCGUUAUAUUUGACGAUCCCAAGACCGAUGCCAUCUACCCCACAACAUUGGAAACCAUCUCCAACAUUGGCAAGGUCGUAGACAGCCUCUAUGUCAGGUCUGCUAAGAUAAUGGUGUAGGGUGUGAUACCUAGGAAUGGUUAUAUUAUUAAUCACUCUGCUUCGAGCCCGGGGAGAAAGUAUGUUUGCGGAUUGACAUGUUUCAAUGUUUCGGUUUUAAUGGUGUAUUGCGGAAGAACAUUUGAUUCAAAUAUGUGGUGUAUUGCCUGAUAUGUUUCUAGAACUUUUUCUAAGUUGUCUUUCUUUGAAUUUAGCUUGUUCACUUUAUUUGGCAACAUUAAUUCUUUAAUAGAACCACAUCUUUUUAGGGAUAA
This is a messenger RNA of Gossypium raimondii (Peruvian cotton), 1708 nucleotides long. RefSeq names its product 26S proteasome non-ATPase regulatory subunit 11 homolog. NCBI's taxonomy places the organism in Eukaryota, Viridiplantae, Streptophyta, Magnoliopsida, Malvales, Malvaceae. The transcript is spliced from 2 exons. Gene Ontology annotation, cellular component: proteasome regulatory particle, lid subcomplex. Gene Ontology annotation, molecular function: protein binding; structural molecule activity. Gene Ontology annotation, biological process: ubiquitin-dependent protein catabolic process. The record is from RefSeq and is a predicted model, not a curated record. Bases 186 to 1454 code for a protein of 422 amino acids.